AUGCAGUUCGAGAUCUUGGCAAAAUGCUCAACUACGAGGGCCCGAGUGUCUCGAAUGACGCUAGCCCAUGGUCCCACGAUGCUGCCAACUUUCAUGCCAGUGGCAACUCAAGCGGCCCUCAAAGGCCUCACUCCCCAACAAGUUGAAGAGCUUGGAAUUACUCUCAUGCUAAACAAUACCUACCACCUAAACUUGCGUCCGGGAACAAAAGUUCUCGACGCUGCCGGAGGCGCACAUAAAUUCCAAAACUGGCGCAGAAACCUUCUCACUGACAGCGGAGGAUUCCAAAUGGUUAGCCUUUCUUCCUUUUCAAAAGUGACCGAAGAAGGAGUUCUGUUCGCUAGUCCAUUCACUGGUGAACCCACGAUGCUUACCCCCGAAGAGUCCAUCAGAAUACAGCAUUCUGUUGGAGCGGAUAUCAUCAUGCAACUUGAUGAUGUUGUCUCUAGUUUGACAGUGGGCCCUCGAGUGGAGGAGGCGAUGCUGCGUUCAAUUCGUUGGCUAGAUCGUUGUAUUGCAUAUCAUACGGCGACAGAUAGUCCUAAGACCCAGAAUCUCUUCGCGAUCGUACAGGGUGGUCUCGAUCACGAUCUACGAGACCGAUGCUUAGAUGAAAUGAUCAGACGGAAAGACAACAUCUCUGGAUACGCCGUCGGAGGGUUAAGUGGAGGAGAAGAAAAGGACAUCUUUUGGAGAAUAAUUGCUCAAUGCACCGCUAAAUUGCCCGGAGAUCGUCCUCUGUAUUCGAUGGGUAUAGGAUUCGCGGAAGAUCUUCUGGUUUGCGUUGCUCUUGGAAUUGAUAUGGCAGACUGCGUCUUUCCGACACGUACGGCAAGGUUCGGCGUAGCGCUGACAUUCGAUGGACCGCUCAAUCUGAAACUUACGCGCCACGCGAAGAGCUUCAUUCCUAUUGAUGAGGAUUGCCCAUGCCCUACGUGCAGAAACAGAGUAUCUAGAGCACAACUACAUCACCUUGCAUCGCACGACACUGUUGGUGCGCAUGCACUAACACAACAUAAUGUCGUGUUCCAAGCUCGGCUGAUGGCUGGCGCACGCAAAGCAAUCUACUCCGACACAUUCCCAAACUUCAUUAGAAGUUUCUUUUCCCGAUAUUUCGGAGGCCCUGACGAUGGGUAUCCAAAGUGGUGCGUUGACGCACUGAAGAGUGUAGGAAUUGACCUGCUCGAGGGAGAGGAAGGUGCAACGCGACGGGUAGUGGAAGGUGAUGGAGCGAAAUGGGAGUAUUCGGAUGGCGUUGUGUAG
Messenger RNA from Cantharellus anzutake, 1263 nucleotides. Its product is annotated as tRNA-guanine transglycosylase. Gene Ontology annotation, cellular component: cytosol. The transcript is spliced from 14 exons. The record is from RefSeq and is a predicted model, not a curated record. The coding region runs from base 1 to 1263 and encodes 420 amino acids. Gene Ontology annotation, molecular function: tRNA-guanosine(34) queuine transglycosylase activity. NCBI's taxonomy places the organism in Eukaryota, Fungi, Basidiomycota, Agaricomycetes, Cantharellales, Hydnaceae.